Messenger RNA from Vespa crabro (European hornet), 2418 nucleotides. It is a transcript of the gene fs(2)ltoPP43, whose product is annotated as probable RNA polymerase II nuclear localization protein SLC7A6OS. Bases 287 to 1144 code for a protein of 285 amino acids. The transcript is spliced from 3 exons. The record is from RefSeq and is a predicted model, not a curated record. NCBI's taxonomy places the organism in Eukaryota, Metazoa, Arthropoda, Insecta, Hymenoptera, Vespidae. Gene Ontology annotation, biological process: developmental process.
ACGAAAGGUGAUGAACAGCGUAAUGGUUUACAGUAUAUGUAUCUACAGAGUAGUUUAUCGAUGAUUCACAAUGUGAAGAAAUUGAAACUCGUACAACGGUGGACUACUUCAUAGACGCGUUAUAAGCCUUUUUUAGUUGGCUCAGGAUUUAUUUAUUAACAAAAGAAAAGCAAAUAUUUCUGCAUUAUCGACAUUUUACAUUUUCCAACACAGUGUCUUAUGCUAGAUAGCGUUUUAUUCUAAAUUUUAAUUUGAGGCCCUGUUUGCUUUUAAGAAAACAACAAAAAUGGCUGCAAUUUUACGCGUUAAACGUAGACACAACGAUGAACCGUUAAAUGCUUUGGUGAUCGCAUGUAAACGAUGUAAAACUACCGAAAAUGAUGAGACUGAAAAUGCGACUGAUUUAACAUCAGUAACUGCGGUUGUGAAAUUCGCUGGAACAAUCACGAAUCAGAACGAAGAUGUGAUUGAACAUUUAGUAAAAACAGUAGGUAAAAAUGAAUUAAAAGCAAAUUAUAAGCAACAUGUUGUGGAUGUUAAGAAUGUAAUACGCGAAAGGAUUAAACAAAAAUCUAUCGAGAAUAGAUACAAAGUCGUUAAUUGUUGUCGUUCUUUGGAUACAUUGAAUACUAAUGAAUUAGAAGAUACUAUGACUGUAAUAGAUGUUGAAGAUUCUUUUUCGUGUUCAACUGCAAAAAAUCUAGAUUCUGAAACGUUAGAAAAUUUUGUAUAUGACUUGUAUUAUACUCAAACGGGUAGUGAUAUGAUAAUAGAUGAUAUUGUAUCUAUUCAUGGUCUUGAACAAGAAUUUGUAUUUGAUAUGAAUAGAGACGAAGAUGGUUCCAGUAAUGGAUAUGAAACUGAAGAUUCCAAUUCAGAAUCUCACUGGUGGAAUGAUUAUCCGGAUACUGAACAUUCAGAUUUAUCUGUAGAUGAAGACGACAUGAGAAGAGCUGUCAUGAAAAUUAACUUAGAUGAUGAGGAAUCAUCAGAUCUUUCAAGCGAAGAUGAUUUUGUAUGUGCUAUAAAUAAGGAUGAUGUGGAACAAUAUGGUUAUAAAUAUGCACGGUAUAAAGCACAAAUAAAACAAGAAUUGAGUGGUGCUGAAAGUGAUUCAAGUGAUGGUGUUUUUUGCAUCAUAUGACGAUGACCAUGAUAUUAUAUCCUUAGAAAAAUUAUCUUGGUAAAGAUGUGGAAUAAUUAUAAUUGUGUAAAAGGCCCUCAAUGAAUAUAUCACUAGGUUUGUAUUUGCGGCAGAUAGUUUUUAAAAUGUAUGUCUUAUGAUUAUGAUUGCAUUUUAUACUUAUAUUAUCUUCAUUUAUACUUUAUCUAUAUUAGUGUGACAAGUGUGAUAAAUGUAAUAGUAGUUGUGACAGUAUGCCUUGAUUAUUUUUAUAUUAGUAAUGUAUAUCAUUUGAAACAAAACAAAAAAUAUUUUGAAUAUGAGGAGGAUAAAAUGAAAAUCUAAUUAAAUAAUAAGUGAAAUUAUUAUAGAUACUCUAUUCCUUUGGCUUCUUCUAUUUUAAUACCUGCAACAAAAUAAUUAUGGUUUGUAAAGGUUGUAGAAUUUUAUUUGCAUGUUUAUAUAUUUAUUACAUAUUUGUAUAGAUAUAUCUUGUGUGUAAAAUUCAUCUAUCAAAAUAAAAACAAUAAAGUAAGCCUAGCAUCAAGAUGUUUGACAAAGGAAGAUGUUUAGAAAUAUGAAAAAGAAAAUUAUUCUUAUUGAAAGAAUGAUGCGUAACACUAUGCCACGUUAUAUAAACGUGAUGGAAGUACCGGAUAGAGAUUUACAAAUUUUCGCAACAAGUUAUCUUCCGCUAUAUAAUGUUAAAUUUCAUAUUCAAGGUUUAUGCGUAAUAAAUUCCGACCACUUUUUCUUUCUGAGGGAAUUAAUUAAUAAGUAUUGCUUUAUAAAUAAUAUAACAAGAAUACUCUCAUGAAAGUAUUUCAGAAUACAUUCUAUAUAAAUUUAUCGGGAGAAAGCAUUUUACAUUAAUUGUGUAUAUGAAAGUCAACAAUAAUCGUAGGAAGUUAUUUAAAUCAAGUAAAUAGCCGAUAUUCUUGACGGCACUUUCUGCAUCAGAAUUCCGUAUUAAUUAAUAUUUAAACUCCUAUCAAAUUUUUAUCAUGAGGUCUUCACACGAAGAAGUUGAUGUCUUUUUAAUGAACUCGUCAUAUGAUAUGGGUAGUACUGCGUAUACACGUAACAUGACCUUAACUCUAAUUUUUACAUUUACGCGCUCGCAAUGAGACAUGACUUGUAUACAAGUACUCGCGGUGCUUUUUGAUUGUAUAUGUGUGUUCAUGUUUAUGUUAUGUAUCUGUGUGUACGUGUUUAUAUGUACCUGUGUGUAUGUAUUUAUGUAAACUGUGUCAUUAAAAGUUCGCCGAUUUUUAUCGGAAUUUAAACUAUGGUAA